GUGUCAAUCACUCUGCAGCGCGGGGCACUGUUUGCUAGUGUUUACAAAUCUGAGAGCAAAGCGAAUACCACACCGAAUAAGGGAAACACGGGAAGGGGUGCCUGCCAGCAUGGCGAAAUGCAAGCUAGUUCUGCUGAGGCAUGGGGAGGGGGCAUGGAACAAGGAGAACCGCUUCUGCAGUUGGGUGGAUCAGAAGCUGAGCUGCGCUGGGGUGAAGGAGGCCCAGGACUGUGGGAAGCUGCUGAAGGAGCUGGGCUAUGAGUUCGACCUGGUCUUCACCUCCAUCCUGAGCCGCUCCAUCCAGACAGCCUGGCUGGUUCUGGGGGCCAUGGGCCAGGAGUGGGUACCAGUGGAGAAGUCCUGGAGGUUGAACGAGCGGCACUACGGCGCCCUCAUCGGGCUCAACAGGGCCGAGAUGGCUCUGAACCAUGGCGAGGAGCAGGUCAAGAUCUGGAGGAGGAGCUACGGAGUCAUGCCCCCGCCCAUUGACCAAUCACACCCUUACUUUUUGGAGAUCUACAACGACCGGCGGUACGAGACCUGCGACCUGCCCAAGGACAAGCUGCCCCGGACGGAGAGCCUGAAGGAGGUGCUGGACAGGCUCCUGCCGUACUGGGAGGAGGUGAUCGCUCCGGAGAUCAAAAAAGGGAAGAGGGUGCUCAUCUCGGCACACGGGAACAGCACCCGGGCUCUGCUGAAACACCUGGAAGGUAUCUCAGACGAGGAGAUUUCCAGCCUUACCCUGCCCACCGGGGUGCCUGUUGCGUUGGAACUGGAUGAGAACCUGCGCCCCACCAAGCCUCACAAGCUGCUGGGAGAUGAGGAGGCGAUUCAGGCAGCGAUUAAGAGAGUGGAGGAUCAAGGAAAGGUCUUGGUCCCAGCCAAAUAGAACCCUGCUGCUUCCAGAACACAGCUUCAUAGAGACAGGGUUUCUUUCUGCUGUUAAAUUAAUAUAUAUAUAUAUAUAUAUAUUUUUAUUUGACAAGGAUACUGUAAUAAUUGAUCAAAUACACAGCAGAGAUGCUGGCACGUAAAUGACAUGUGAAAAUAACAGAGCUCUUAAAAAAUCCCUUUGGUUUGCGAGUAACCCGAGGAUGAAUGUGGUACUUUUUCACAUAUUUGAAGCAAGUUAUGUGAGGUGGUCUGUGGAGACCCCUGAUCAGAUGGAAGUGGAGGGAGAGAGGGAGAGAGACUGUGCUUACGAUUUCAAUGCAAUUCUAACUUUGCAAAGCUUUCCAUUAAAUAAAAGUUGGGAGAGCAUCAAAACUAAAACUAAGACUAUGCAAAAACAUUCUUGGUUCGGUACAGAUAACGACCAAUACUUUUUUUGCCUCUAAAUUGUAUUUCUAGCGAUCUUUGUUUGAAUAUUCAGAAACGUGCCCCUAUACAAAGAUAUAAGACUCGCCUUACGUUACUUGCUGGAAUUCAUGUUCGUGUCCAGUGUUCAGGGUUUUUUGUCAUCAUUGCUGAUAAUACCUGCUUUUGCUAUGAGAACUUGUAACCUAAUUGAAGGCACAAACUUUUACAAACUAAGAAGUUACAAAACCAGAAGCCAACUCCUCAGUGCUUCUUUGUUUAAUUUUAAUUUAAAAGCUACUAAAAAGCUAAGUUGUUUAGAGCUAAGUUAUGUAUAUAAGUGUUAUUGUAUGUUACUUAUAUUUCUGAAGAUAGAAAGAUGGUUUAUUUAAUUGCAUGACACUGAGUCAUUGAAAUACAAUAUUAUAUGCACUGUUAUGGGAUUAUGUAGGGACAUUUUUAAUUUAACACACCUACACCAGACAAUAUGAAGAGUGCACUUACCUUCUAAUUUUAAUACUUUCAAGAAAGUUGGUACCUCUGAUAAUAAGCUCAAAUUGAAGAGAUCAGCUCCUCGAGAAUUACUUGAAUUAUAAAAAUUAUACAAAAACUCUUUGGGAACAAAGACCAUCCCAUUUUGUUUUUUUAUUUUUUUUAUUAUUUGUUUGCAUUACAAGCUGUACCCCAACUAGAAGGUGUCAUGCACAGUUUUACCUCCUACUGCUGCAUGCAGCAGCGUGAGUUAGAGUGUGCCAGAGGCAAACAGCUUUCGCAGGCGUGUCCCUGCAGCUAAAACUAGCUUUGGGGAAUAUAAAGAAACUGAACUGUCAACAAGAUCUGUUUCACCGGACUGAAUCCUGGUUGACUGAUUGCCACAUUCUUCCAUUGCAUAUCCCAGUAAUUCUCAGAAAACAUACCUUGUUGGCUUUCCAGUUUGUUUCCAUGCCCUAAAGGUAGUUUCAGCCACAUGCAUACAAGUUUCGGUAAAGCUCAUUGUAUUAACUUGCAGCAGGGGGUGGUUAUGAACACAAUACGCAAGCUUGGUUGAAGCUUAGGAAAGCAAAACAAAAAUGUAAACAAAUGCCAAAAAAAAAAAAAAAAAAAGGUGAUUUUUCCUUUUUUCCGGUUUGUGUUAUUCUCAUAGCUCUAUUUGUAUCAUCUGGGCUCACAAGGUACACUACUUUUCAUUUAAAACCACAUCAUCUGCAUCGUUGUGUAAUUUAUACAGCAUGCACCAACCUUUUACAAAACCUUGGGGCAAAAACUCAAAUAUUUUGUGGUGUUUUUUUUUUAAUGCUAAGUCUUUUUUAAUAAGUGUGUAUUUGUGUGCCUCUGGUUAUAAAGUAAGCAUUAUAGAAUUGUAAUAGGCAUGUAGAUACAUUGGACUCUGUAGCAAUACUAG
Acipenser ruthenus (sterlet) is the source of this 2698-nucleotide messenger RNA. RefSeq names its product bisphosphoglycerate mutase-like. The record is from RefSeq and is a predicted model, not a curated record. Bases 110 to 889 code for a protein of 259 amino acids. NCBI's taxonomy places the organism in Eukaryota, Metazoa, Chordata, Actinopteri, Acipenseriformes, Acipenseridae. Gene Ontology annotation, molecular function: intramolecular phosphotransferase activity. Gene Ontology annotation, biological process: glycolytic process. The transcript has 3 exons.